Populus nigra (black poplar) is the source of this 1672-nucleotide messenger RNA. RefSeq names its product purple acid phosphatase 17-like. NCBI's taxonomy places the organism in Eukaryota, Viridiplantae, Streptophyta, Magnoliopsida, Malpighiales, Salicaceae. The coding region runs from base 184 to 1023 and encodes 279 amino acids. The record is from RefSeq and is a predicted model, not a curated record. The transcript has 5 exons. Gene Ontology annotation, molecular function: ferrous iron binding; acid phosphatase activity; ferric iron binding.
UCCUAUCCGCAUUUGUAUCCUUGAAACAUGGUCUUCCAGCUAUUAAUUCUCCAGGUCAGAAACAGAGGAUAUCCUCAAGCUAUUUAACUGUCAAGGGUUGUACUUGUUGAAUAUAUUGCAGAUUUUUGUCUUUCCAAAUCUUUUAUGCAACCUUGUCUCCUUUGAUUCAGAUUCUACUUCGUCAUGACUAGCCAUGGCUUUUAUUCAAAAUCACAGGCUUCGUGCAUUGGUGUGGCACUAUUAUUUUGCACGUCUUUAGUUAUUCCUAGUUUUGCAGAGCUUGAAAGGCUUGAACACCCCGCUAAAGGUGAUGGAUCACUUAGCUUUUUGGUGGUUGGAGACUGGGGGAGAAGAGGCUUCUACAACCAGUCUCAUGUUGCUUUUCAGAUGGGAAAGAUUGGGGAGAAACUAGACAUAGAUUUUGUCGUCUCAACGGGAGAUAAUUUCUAUGAUAAUGGAUUAACGGGUCUAAAUGAUCAAGCAUUCGAAGAGUCAUUCACCAAGAUCUACACAGCUACGAGCCUGCAAAAACAAUGGUAUAGUGUAUUGGGAAAUCAUGACUACAGAGGUGAUGUAGAGGCACAAGUACACCCUGCGCUUAGGAAGGUUGAUAGUAGAUGGCUUUGCCUUAGAUCUUUCAUCCUUAAUGCAGAAAUAGCGGGGUUCUUCUUCGUCGACACCACUCCAUUUGUCAACGACUAUUUCACUGACAUAGAUCAUACUUAUGAUUGGCGAGGUGUGACUCCUCGAAAAGCAUACCUUGAUAGCCUUAUUAAGGAUUUGGAAUCUGCAUUGAGCGAAUCAACUGCGAGGUGGAAAAUUGUUGUCGGUCACCAUGCAAUCAAAAGUGCUGGGUAUCAUGGAGACACAAAGGAACUCAAUGAUCUACUUCUACCAAUGCUCAAGGUAAAACGAUUAGCAGUGUUAUUGUUAAUCGUAAACAUCCUUCUGAAAGAGCUACAGAAUUUCUGGUCCUAUAACAAGCUUGAAUAUAUAGUUUUUUUUUUUCCUCGCGGUAGAUGAGAAUAUAAUAUUGUUGAUAUGUACUAGUACUAUAAUAUGCUUGAUCAUGGUGUGAAAAUGUAGGCAUACAAUGUCGAUAUGUACGUGAAUGGGCAUGACCACUGCCUAGAACACAUCAGCAGCCUUGAUAGGUAAGAUAGGCAAAAACCUUCUACCAUAUUGAAAAUAUUUUCUAAUGGGAAAUUCCUUCCAUCUUUUUCCUUAAAAGCAGUCCAGUCCAAUAUCUAACAAGUGGAGCUGGUUCAAAGGCAUGGAGGGGAGACCUCAAUCAACACUAUAAGGAGGAUGAUUUGAGAUUCUUCUACGACGGUCAGGGUUUCAUGUCAGUGCAAUUGACCAAGAACGAUGCUGAGAUUACGUUCUAUAACGCUUUUGGCAAGAUUUUACACGAAUGGAAGGCAUUGAAGGAGCUUCACUCAGCAGUAUAAACCAGUUAGCAUAUUGUGUAAAGUAUUUUAGGAACUGGAGACAAUCUGUAAAUAUAUAUGUGCAUGUGUCUUCGGCACUAUCUGCUUCUAAUCCUAGUUAGCUGUGAUCUAUCCAUGUGGUUGGAUAAGGAUGUUUUCAAGUUAUUUACGAAAAAGAAGUGUUUGACGUUCAUGAAUCAUGAAUUAAUAGCUUGUUUCAAGCAAUAAGAUUGGCUACUGAA